Messenger RNA from Hippocampus zosterae (dwarf seahorse), 1712 nucleotides. Its product is annotated as reticulon-4-interacting protein 1 homolog, mitochondrial-like. The transcript has 9 exons. Bases 1 to 1263 code for a protein of 420 amino acids. The record is from RefSeq and is a predicted model, not a curated record. Gene Ontology annotation, cellular component: mitochondrion. Gene Ontology annotation, molecular function: oxidoreductase activity; zinc ion binding. Lineage: Eukaryota; Metazoa; Chordata; Actinopteri; Syngnathiformes; Syngnathidae.
AUGGCACACACCAGGCUGCUCCCCUUAUUCAGAAUCGCAACUGCAAGUUCGACCCAAACGCGAGCCGCCUGGGGUGGACGGUGCCUCCGAAAACAUGUCAGCACUUCAGCUUCGCGAGCGCAGAGCUGCAUGUCUGCCUGGGUCAUCGACCAGUUUGGCACGAACGAAAUGCUCAGGUACUCUGAAGACAUCCCAGUGCCCACGAUCACUUCGUCCAGCCAGGUGAUGAUCCAAGUGCACGCUGCCAGUCUCAACCCUUUGGAUGUGUCAAUGAGAGCCGGGUAUGGAGCGAAGUUGCUCAAGCUACGAAAGGACCCAUUUUCCACAAUGAACGAUGGUAGUGGUUUUCCUCUGAUCCUGGGUCGAGAUGUGUCUGGUGUUGUCGUGGACUGCGGAUCUGAGGUUGCACACUUUGUUCCAGGAGAUGAGGUUUGGGCUGCUGUUCCUCCGUGGAAACAAGGCAGUCUGGCAGAAUUUGUCAAUCUGACCGAGUUUGAGGUGUCCCACAAGCCGAAAUGUUUGAGUCACAUGGAGGCGGCAUCCAUCCCCUACGUAGCCAGCACUGCGCUGUCUGCACUCGUUAAUGCGGGUGGUCUUUGCAGAGACAGUUCCUUGAAUAAAAGAGUUUUGAUUACUGGAGGCUCAGGAGGCGUUGGGACGUUUGCAAUUCAGUUGGCAAAGGCCUGGGGUGCCCACGUUACAGUCACUUGCUCUCAGAACGCAGAGGGCCUCGUCAGAGGGCUCGGAGCCGACGAGGUGGUGGACUACACUGCGGAAGAUGCGGUGGACCAUCUCGAAAUGAUGGAGAGAUUUGACGUGAUUUUGGACGGCGUGGGCGGGGACACUGAGGAGUGGGCGGUGGGUUUGCUCAAACCCUGGUCUGGGGCGAAGUACGUCACGCUGGUAACCCCUUUGCUCUUCAAAACGGAUUCUCUCGGCCUGGUGGAUGGACUCGUUGAUGCCGGAUCCAACCUGGGCACCAAAGUCAUUCAGAAUAUAAUAUCAAAUGGCAUCUUCUACCGCUGGGGGUUCUACGCUCCAGAUGGGCCCGCCUUGGACGAGGUCAGCAUGCUGGUAGAUACCGGGAAGAUUUUGCCAGUGGUGGAGGCCCAGUUCACAUUCAGCCAGGUCCCUCAGGCUUUCCAGAAGUUGGAGUGCGGCCACGCCAGAGGCAAGACGGUCAUCAGCGUGACCGAGGAGCAAGAUGGGGAGGAGCAAGACAUGCGCCAGAACGCGGCGCAGGAAACGGUAACGCAAAGCUAGCUCCAGCGCAGAGAGAAUGAAGCUAUGCCGAUUCUUCUCCGUACAACCUCACAUUGCAAACGCCAAAGAGACGAGAUACACUUUGAAAAAUGGAACCCUCAACACUUCUUGAAGACUGUAUAUAACAAGAUGCCUGAAAGAGUGCUUACCUAUAAUGAUGACGUUGCUUUGGUUACCAAGACCAGAGCCUCUAAAAAUGGCUAAAAAGAUAAUGCAAUGGUGUCAUUGCGUAGGCUCACUUCAGGAGUGAGUGUGAAAAGCAAACAUCCUGUGUUGACAAUUUUUGAGGGCACUCACAAUUUUUUUCUUUAGGUCACUAUAAACAUUUAUUUGGAGGCUCUAGAUUAUUAUUAUAGUGCAUGCUUGUGAUUGUCCUGUAAAAAGUAUUUUCGUAGUGAUUUUGUUGUUAUCAUGCGGGCUCGAUUAAAUUAAAAGUCCAUACAAGGUGA